Emiliania huxleyi CCMP1516 is the source of this 5559-nucleotide messenger RNA. It is a transcript of the gene DYNH1, whose product is annotated as putative dynein heavy chain. The record is from RefSeq and is a predicted model, not a curated record. The transcript is spliced from 4 exons. The coding region runs from base 1 to 5559 and encodes 1852 amino acids. NCBI's taxonomy places the organism in Eukaryota, Haptophyta, Isochrysidales, Noelaerhabdaceae. Gene Ontology annotation, cellular component: dynein complex. Gene Ontology annotation, molecular function: dynein light intermediate chain binding; minus-end-directed microtubule motor activity; dynein intermediate chain binding. Gene Ontology annotation, biological process: microtubule-based movement.
AUGGACGCGCUACACGACCCGCUCGGCGACUUGAGAGGCUUCUACUCAGAGUUGGUUGAUGCAAAGCGCGGCGCGAGCACCUCGACGCUGUCCCCCGUGAAACGAGGGCCACGAUCUCAGAAGAGGCCCGCCGCCCGCCUGUUCACCUGCAAUGUGGUCCUGAGGAGUGCCGCGGAUGCCGCCCUCGCCUCCGCAGAGGAAGACCCGGCAGGAGAGACGGAGCUAGCCGCGGCACCGCUCAAGUCGACGGCCGAGCCCAAGGUCUACGAGAGCGCGGCGCCGCUUGAGCUGUUCGACGACACCGAGUACGACUGUCGCCCUGUCGCCGAGUGGGCGGCGCUCACAGGCGAGACUCUGCUCGGCCGGUAUUUCCGCCGCGCUGCCGAUGGCACUGGCUCGUGGUCGCCGUGUGCAGUCCUCUCCUUUGAUGCGUCGGCGGGGCUCUUCACCGUUGCUCCGCUGGACGAAGGGGGGAAGAGGUCGCUGACCACGGCGACUGUCUCGCGCGUAAACCUCUGCUUCGAUGCAGAGGACCCAUUCGUCUUUGCCGAGCGCGUCGCCGCAGCGCACGCAGCCCGACACGCAGCCGCGGAGAGGAUGCUAUUCGAGCUUUGCGUCGACAGCAUGCCGACCGACGGCUUACCGCAGAUCGAGGCGUCGCGGAUGUCGCGGAUCUCUAAGCUCGCAGCCAGCUCCGCCCAGUUUGCCUCCCCGCGCCUGGCCAACUUCUCCGAACAGCUGGCCGGAGAGGUCCAGGCGCUGCACGCCCGUGCGCUCGCCUCGAUGGUGCUCCGCUCGCAGGCGAACGCGGCGCGGGAGGGAGACCACCAGGCGGCGGCCGCAUUUUCGAACGUGGCCGUCGCCGCGACGAGCAAGGUUCGAGCCGAGUGCAACCGGGUGCUCGACCUCAGCCUCUUCUCUCUCGACCUGACCAAGUCUGUUCCGAGCGAAGAGUUUGCACAGCUCCAGGCGACGCACCUCAGCGGGGUGACGCCCUUCCUCCGAGAGCACUGGCCCGCAAGCAUCAAGAAUGCGCUGCGCGGCCUCUUCAAGGACCUCGGCAAGGGCUGGUUCAACAUCCACGAGACGCGCAGCGAGAUUUACGACCAGUCGAAGCUCAAGCGAUUCUUCCGGAUGGCGGCACUCAUGAUGCAGGACGCUGUCGUCUCCAUGGCUGAGGCGUCGGUGUCUUCGUACGUGAACACAAUCUGCGAGCGAUGCGACCACGUUGUUACGGUGCGGUCGGCUUCCGAUGUGAGCGUGGUCUCGGCGGGCGCGUCGGGCGCGGGGCUCUUCACGCUCGAGCUCGCGGUCGGCGAAGACGGCGCGUUCUUUCGCGUGCCCCCCGCGAUGUGCAAGGACGCCGUCCUCUCUGUGUACGCGCGCGGCGUCGAGGCCACCCUCGGCAUCCCGCAGAUUGAGCGCCAGGUGAUGGAGUCGCUCUUUUGGUCGGACACGCCGAUGCUGCAGACCCUCUCGCGGGGCGAGGGCUUCGUCGCGGAGCAGCAAGCGCGCUUGUCCGACGCUGUCGAGAAGGCCUUGCCGCCCGCCGCCGAGUACCUUGCGACCUUCGCUCAGUACCGCGACUACCUCAUCCUCGAUGAAGCGGCGUUCGCGGCCAAGUACGAGGCGGACGAGCGGCCGAUUGCAGAGAUGGUUCCAGAGGCAAAGAAGCACCUACAGCUGGCUGCUGAAAUGGAGGAGGCCAUCCCCUUGCGGAUGCCACUCGGGCUCUUCACGGUGUCGUGCACCGCGGUGCGCAAUACCCUCGUCGAGCGGCAUCGGUCGUUGGCCGCCAUCAUCGUCAAGCGCAUGAGCGCAGCACCAAUGCACUCGGCGCACGAGACUGGCAAGCGGUUUGCCGGUGUGCUGCAGAGGCUCAACCAGCCGACCGAGACCAUCGAGGAGGUCGCAGAGCUGGAGGAGUACGCGCGGCAGCUCCCGGCCGAGCUUGCUGAGCUGCAAGAGGGCAUUAAGGCCAUGGUGGCGGAGCAGGAGGUCGUGGACCAGUUUGAGAUGGUGUCGCCGGACGCCGACGUCAAGGCGUUUUGGGCAACCAUCGCGCUGCCUCGGCGGGUCGCGGAGCAAAUCGAGGCGGUCGGCGUCAAGGCCGCUGAGAUGCGGGAGCAAUAUGCGCAAGAGAUGCAGUCCGAGCAGGCCGCAUUCGACAAGAGCCUUGACCGCCUCGAGAAAGUGGUUGGCGGCUUCGACAAGCACACGAGCUUCGACCGUACCAAGGAGGUGGCGUCGGAGGUGCGCCAGCUGCAGCUCGAGCUAAAAGACGCCGAGGAGAAGCGCGCGCGCUUCAACAAGCGCGAGGUCAUCUUUGGCCAGGAGCAGACGGACUACUCGCAGCUGCUGCGGACGAGCAAGGCAUUCGAGCCGUACGCCACGCUUUGGCUCACGGCGGACAAGUGGCUCGAGAGCCAAAAGGAGUGGUUCGGCGGGGCCUUCAACAAGCUGGAGCCCGAGGCCAUGGAGGGCGUGCUGUCGGCUGCGCAGCGGACCUUGUACAAGCUAUCAAAGACCUUUGAGGGGGCGGAGGGCCUGUCUGACAUCGUCACGCGCGUUCGGCAGGAGAUCGACGACUUUUCCCCCAACAUGCCGCUAAUCACCGCGCUGCGCAACCCGGGUAUGCGCGAGCGCCAUUGGAAGCAGCUGUCAGACGAGGUGGGUCAGGACAUGACGCAGGCCGCCUCCGAUGCCUUCACUCUCGAGACGAUGCUCUCCCUCAACCUCGGCGAGCGAGUGGAGACGGUGACCAAGGUGUGCGACGUUGCGGGGAAGGAGUACGCUAUCGAGACCGCCAUGGACAAGAUGGAGGCGGAGUGGAAGGGCGUGGAGCUCGAAGUGGUGCCGUACCGCGAGUCGGGUACCUUCGUCAUCAAGGGCGUCGACGCAAUUCAGCAAGUGCUCGACGACCAGAUCGUCAUGACGCAGUCGAUGGCCUUUUCCCCAUUCAAGGGGCCCUUUGCAGAGCGCAUCGACAAGUGGGAGUCGACGCUCACGCUCAUCUCCGACAUCAUCGAGGAGUGGGUCCGUGUCCAGCGCGCUUGGAUGUAUCUCGAGCCCAUCUUUUCGUCCGACGACAUCAUGCGCCAGCUUCCGACGGAGGCCAAGCGGUUCACCGGCGUGGACCGCACCUGGCGCAAGCUGAUGUCCUCCGCCUCCAACGAACUCGACGUCAUCGCCUACUGCAAGACGCCGCGGCUGCUCCCGCAGUUCCAGGACGCCAAUCAGAUGCUCGAGCUCGUGCAAAAGGGCCUGGCCGAGUACCUCGAGACCAAGCGCGUCGCCUUCUCGCGCUUCUACUUUCUCUCCAACGACGAGCUGCUCGAGAUCCUGUCACAGUCAAAGGACCCGCUCGCGGUGCAGCCGCACCUGAAGAAGUGCUACGAGGCCAUCCACAAGCUCACGUUCGAGCCGGACCUCGCCAUGACGGCCAUGAUCUCCGGCGAGGGCGAGACGGCGUUCGAGGGCGUCGAGGCUAGCUUCAGCUCCGACAUCGCGGCGUGGAGGGCCUACUUUGACUCUGCGGAGACGCACCAAGAGCAGAUUCCGUCGGGGCUACACGAGCGUCUUGACCCGCUCCAGCGCCUCUGCGUGCUCCGCUCCGUGCGACCAGACAAGGUUGUGCCCGGGAUGCAAGACUACGUCAAGCACUACAUUGGCCAGCGCUUCAUCGAGCCGCCUCCGUUCGACAUCGGUGUGUCGUUCAAGGACUCCACAAACAGCAUGCCCAUCGUCUUUGUCAUCUCCCCAGGCUCCGACCCGUACGACGACCUCUUGAAGCUGGCCACGGAGCUGAAGAUGAACAAGAAGCUGCAGGCCAUCUCGCUCGGGCAGGGCCAAGGGCCGAUUGCUGAGAAGGCGAUGACGUCCGCGAUGGAGAAGGGGAGCUGGAUCCUGCUUCAGAAUUGCCACCUCGCCGCGUCGUGGAUGCCAAAGCUCGAGGCGAUCGUCGAGCAGUACGUCCCGAGUGAGAUGCACCGAGACUACCGUCUCUGGCUCACCUCGCUGCCGUCGCCACUCUUCCCGGUCUCGAUCUUGCAGAACUCGGUCAAGAUGACCAUUGAGCCUCCGCGCGGCAUCAAGAUGAACAUGAAGGGUUCGUACAACAACAUCACGGACCCCUACCUCGACGCGCACCCGAAGGCGCCACAGUUCAAGAAGCUCCUCUACGGCCUCUGCUUCUUCCACGCUCUGCUGCAGGAUCGGCGCCGCUUCGGCGCCCUCGGCUUCAACAUCCGGUACGAGUUCACUGCGGGCGAUCUCAAGUGCUGCAUGUUGCAGCUGGAGACCUACCUGGCAAAGUACGACGAGGUGCCGUACCAGGUGCUGGUGAACCUCUUUGGUCACAUCAAUUACGGUGGGCGCAUCACCGAUGACUGGGACCGCCGGUGCGUCCUCACGACGCUGAUGAGCAUCGUCAACGAGGGUAUCAUGUCGGACACCUUCAUGCUCGCCCCCGGCAGCGAUUGCUACGCGUCACCUGCUGACACGAGCGUCGCUGGCUACCUCGAGAGCAUCGGCGACUUCCCGCUGAACCCUCACCCCAACGUGUUUGGCCUCCACGCCAACGCCGACAUCACCUGCGCGCAGAACGAGACGCAGGAGCUCUGCGACAUUAUGCUCUCCCUGCAGCCAAAGGUGUCGACCGGAGGCGGCAAGUCGCGCGAGGAGGUGAUUGCCGAGGUUGCGGCAGGCUUGCAGGCGCGCGACCUGAAGCCGUUUCCGAUGGACGAGAUCGCGGCGCGGUACCCGCUCUCGUACGAGCAGUCGAUGAAUACGGUGCUCUCCCAGGAGUGCAUCCGCUACAACCGCCUGAUCCGCGUGUACAACAAGUCGCUCGCCGACCUGCUCAAGGCCCUCAAGGGGCUCAUCGUGAUGAGCGCUGAGCUGGAGGCGAUGGCGACGUCGCUCUAUAGCAACCAGGUCCCGGCGAUGUGGGCCAAGGUGGCAUACCCCUCGCUCAAGCCGCUCGCGGCGUGGGUCGACGACUUGGCGCGUCGUAUCGAGUUCUUGCAGUCGUGGGACCGUGGAGGGCCGCCCCCGGCGUACUGGAUCUCUGGCUUCUUCUUCCCGCAGGCCUUCUUGACGGGGACGCUGCAGAACUAUGCGCGAAAGCACAAGGUCGCCAUCGACACCGUCUCGUUUGCGUUCCACGUGAUGGCGCAGGAGCCAAACAGCGUGGCGGAGGCGCCCGAGGAUGGCUGCUACGUCUUUGGUAUGUUCCUAGAGGGAGCUGUCUGGGACCCGGACGCCUGCUUGCUGGCCGAGGCCCGGCCAAAGGAGCUCUACUCGGUCUUCCCCAUGCUAUGGUUGAAGCCCGAGGUGGACCGCAAGCCGCCCACCUCCGGCGUCUACUCGUGCCCGCUCUACAAGACUACGACACGCGCCGGCACGCUCUCCACCACCGGCCACUCCACCAACUUUGUGCUGAUGAUAGAGCUCCCUUCGGACAAACCGUGCUCGGGUACGUUCAGCAGAUACGCAGAGACCUUCAGCGCGCACUGGAUAGGCCGUGCAGUCGCGCUUUUCACGACACUGACGUACUGA